AUGCCGCCGCCUUCUGCUCCUAUCCCCGAGUUGGGGGAAUUCAUCAUUGCAAAUAAAGACAAACUAAGGAAGAAGGAUUCCGAGGCAGAAAUGAACAAGUUGCUGACGGCUAUAAAACUCGCAGCUAAAGUAGUAAACAGGGAAAUCAACAUGGCGGGCCUCGUAGAUAUCUUGGGGGCUGCAGGCAACCAAAACGUUCAGGGAGAAGACCAGCAAAAACUGGAUGUUUUUGCCAACCGAAAAUUCAUCCAGGCCCUGGUGAAUAGAGAAGUCGUUUGCGGGAUUUGCACAGAAGAGGACGAUGACUUCAUUCCUGUGAAUCCAAACUGUCAUCUUGUGCUGCUCAUGGACCCCCUAGACGGCUUUGGUGAAUAG
Molecule: messenger RNA, 375 nt
Organism: Eimeria mitis
Lineage: Eukaryota; Apicomplexa; Conoidasida; Eucoccidiorida; Eimeriidae
Product: fructose-1,6-bisphosphatase, putative
Exons: 4
Coding region: 1-375 (124 amino acids)
Biological process (GO): gluconeogenesis; fructose 6-phosphate metabolic process; fructose 1,6-bisphosphate metabolic process
Cellular component (GO): cytoplasm; cytosol
Molecular function (GO): fructose 1,6-bisphosphate 1-phosphatase activity
Source: RefSeq, a predicted model, not a curated record